This is a messenger RNA of Eurytemora carolleeae, 1037 nucleotides long. RefSeq names its product peptidyl-prolyl cis-trans isomerase. Gene Ontology annotation, biological process: protein peptidyl-prolyl isomerization; protein folding. The record is from RefSeq and is a predicted model, not a curated record. Gene Ontology annotation, molecular function: peptidyl-prolyl cis-trans isomerase activity. The transcript is spliced from 10 exons. Lineage: Eukaryota; Metazoa; Arthropoda; Copepoda; Calanoida; Temoridae. The coding region runs from base 154 to 924 and encodes 256 amino acids.
AUUUCUUUAAACUUUCACCUGUCAGGAUCUGUCCACUGCAGCGUGAGAGAGAAACCAAGAUUGACCUGUAUAAGUGUACCCUGUAUCUCUUGUAUCCCCUGUAUCCUUGUAUACAUUAAACCAGGCAGGGUUAGUAGUGCACUGCAAACCAAGAUGAGAAGAAGCGUGGUUCUUGGGGCUCUUGCUCUGUUAGUUACUUGUAGUGCACAGUCACAGGAGCAGUUUAUUCAACAACUCCAACAGCAGGGGUUCACACAGGAACAAAUUGGACAAUUUCUUAAUGAUCAACAGCAGCAGGGAUUUCAACAACAACAGGGAUUCCAGCAACAACAACAACAGGGAUUUCAGCAGCAACAACAACAACCGCAACAGGGAUUCCGUCAACAACAACAGCAACAGCAGCCUGAAAGAACUAAGGUAUACUUCCGUGUGUCUGCUGACGGACAGGAUCUAGGACAGAUUAACAUGGAACUAUUCGAUGAGGUAGUUCCACUAACUGUGCGUAACUUCAAGGAGAUUGUAUCUGGAGAAGCUGGGUUCUCCUACAAGAACUCUAUAUUUCACCGUGUGAUCCCUAACUUCAUGCUACAGGGAGGGGAUUUUGAAAAUUUUGAUGGAACAGGUGGAAAAUCUAUUUACGGACCAAAGUUUGACGAUGAAAACUUUUCAAUCAAGCACGCCAGCCCUGGUCUUCUCAGUAUGGCAAACUCUGGCCAGGACACCAACGGAUCUCAGUUCUUCAUCACGACAGUGAAGACCCCUUGGCUUGAUGAUAAACAUGUCGUCUUCGGUAGAGUUGAUGAUCAGCCUUCUUAUGAUAUUGUAAAACAGAUUGAGUCUAUGGGAUCUCAGAGCGGAAAAACGUCUAGAGUAAUCAAAAUCACAGACUCUGGCAUUCUACAGGUUGGAAGCUGCUGUGCUUAAAAGGAUUCUUGGUCACAAAAGGAUUCUUGUUCACUGCUGCAACUACAGCACAGAAAUUUCAUAACUAUUUAUUUAAUAUAAUAUAACAGAAAUAAACUGAUUAACAAUCAAAA